AUGGAAGCUCUCUACUCGCAAAAGUUGGUUCAUAAAUAUGAGCAGUGGCAGCAAAGGAGGAAGACUGGAACGCUGGCGAAUAAGACCGUCGCUUUGGAAGGGUUCAGAUUUCCAUGGCCUUUCCCCAAGAAGCCGUCACCGUAUUACAAUAUUGCCUCGUAUCUGACGAUAGGAACGGUGGCAACUGUAGCAAAAUUCCUGUUCAUCAGAGCCGCCAAUGAACUUGUGGUGCACAACAAAGAGCGAUUUAUGAAUGUGUGGGUGGACAGGUCAAGGCCUUUAAUUACUAUUUCAAAUCACAGAAGUAAUCUUGACGAUCCACUGAUGUGGAGCUUCAUAUCAACACGAGAAAUGUACAGAAAUAUUGAUCGUCACCGCUAUACGUUGGCGGCACAUAAUAUCUGCUUCACGAAGCCUCUGCACACCAGGUUUUUUUCUCUUGGUCAAUGUGUUCCUUGCGUACGUGGUGAAGGAGUUUAUCAAAAAGGCAUGGAUUUCUGCGUGGAGAAAUUAAAUGAGAACGGUUGGGUUCACAUGUUUCCGGAAGGUCGAGUCACUAAGGAGCCGCUUCGGUGA
Messenger RNA from Haemonchus placei, 576 nucleotides. The record is from the annotation of a GenBank genome assembly. NCBI's taxonomy places the organism in Eukaryota, Metazoa, Nematoda, Chromadorea, Rhabditida, Trichostrongylidae.